AAGCUCCCUCUGGAGUCGGAGCCUGCCUUAGCUCGUCCUUACUAUCUUCCGCAUAUCUGUGAUAUCUCUUUCAUGCUCUUCGUUCCUUUUUCUUAACUUUGGAUACUGUCCCUUUCUUCCCCUCCUUCUCUAUAGUCUUUCCCCACCCAUUGGCGCCAAAAUGCCACCCAAAUCCAGGAACGCCCUGGAGGUCCAGCCUCCAGCGAAGUCUUCCCGCUCCUCGAGUCGUUCUCCGAGACCGAAAAACCGCAAGGAAGCACCCCCACAGACGCUGAGCUAUGGAUCGGAUGGCGUCAAGGACUAUAACAUAUUCAACCUUCCCACUUCCGACUACAAGCUCCUUGUUCUUGUCACCUUGAUCGCUGCCGCGGUUCGUCUGUUCAGAAUCUAUCAGCCGACGAGCGUCGUCUUCGAUGAAGUCCAUUUCGGUGGCUUUGCAUCGAAAUAUAUCAAGGGCCGCUUUUUCAUGGAUGUUCAUCCCCCUCUGGCGAAGCUUCUCAUCACACUUGCGGGCUGGUUGGCUGGAUUCAAUGGCGAUUUCGAUUUCAAGGAAAUUGGAAAGGACUACCUGGAACCAGGAGUUCCAUAUGUGGCCAUGCGAAUGCUUCCCGCGAUUCUCGGUGUGCUUACGGUGUCCUUAAUGUUUUUGACUUUGAAAGCAUCGGGAUGCCGCACGUCGACUGCUGUGCUGGGAGCUGGUGUGGUGAUCUUCGAGAAUGCCCUGGUCACUCAGUCUCGCCUAAUCCUCUUGGACUCCCCGUUGGUGUUCUUCACUGCUCUCACGGCCAUGUCGUUUACCUCUUUCACGAAUCAGCAGGAACUGGGCCCGUCGCAUGCCUUCCGUGGACCCUGGUGGUUCUGGUUGGUGGCCAGUGGCGUUUGUCUAGGCGCUACUUUGAGUGUCAAGUGGGUGGGCCUUUUCACGGUUGCUUGGGUUGGCUCUCUGACCAUCCUUCAACUGUGGGUUCUCCUCGGUGACACGAAGAACGUCACACCGCGUUUGUGGUUCAAGCACUUCUUUGCUCGAUUCUUCUGUCUUAUCAUUAUUCCAUUGGGCUUCUACUGUGGAAUGUUCGCAAUCCAUUUCCUGUGCUUGGUAAACCCAGGAGAAGGUGAUGGAUUCAUGUCAUCUGAGUUCCAGGCUACACUAAAUUCCAAAGCGAUGCAAGCCGUUCCCGCUGACGUCGUGUUCGGUUCCCGUAUCUCUAUCCGUCACCACAAUACGCAGGGUGGCUACCUUCAUUCUCACAACCACAUGUACCCAACGGGAAGUAAGCAACAGCAGGUCACACUCUAUCCUCAUAAGGAUGAAAACAACAUUUUCAUUGCUGAGAAUCAAACUCAGCCCCUUGGUCCUGAUGGAGAAAUCGAGGGUCCAUUGGCUUGGGAUAACAUCACUACCGAGUAUAUUGAAGAUGGUGCUGUCAUUAGAUUGAACCACUUGAUGACUCGCAGAAGAAUUCAUUCCCACGAUGAGCGGCCCCCCGUGACAGAUGUGGAUUGGCAAUUCGAGGUGUCCGCCUAUGGCUUCGACGGCUUCGCUGGCGAUGCAAAUGAUAUGUUCCGCGUUGAAAUUGUCAAGUCGAUGUCAGAGGGUGAAGAAGCGAAGAAGCGCCUGCGGACGAUUCAGUCCAAAUUCAAGUUGGUACACGUUAUGACUGGCUGUGUCUUGUUCUCCCACAAAGUCAAGCUUCCUGACUGGGGUUGGGAACAGCAAGAGGUGACCUGCGCGAAAGGAGGCACUCUGCCCAACAGUGUUUGGUACAUCGAGUCUAACAGUCACCCGAUGCUGCCCGAGGAUGCGGAGAAGGUCACGUACCGGAACCCCGGGUUUUUGGGUAAGUUUUGGGAGCUUCAGAAGGUGAUGUGGACUACCAACGCUGGAUUGACCGAAUCCCAUGCUUGGGAUUCACGCCCCCCGUCGUGGCCUACGCUGCUCCGCGGCAUCAACUUCUGGGGUAGAGAUCAUCGUCAAAUUUAUCUCCUUGGUAACCCACUUAUCUGGUGGUCGUCGACCUUGGCCAUUGGCAUAUACGUACUGUUCAAGGGCAUUUCCAUUCUUCGCUGGCAACGUAAUUGUGGUGACUAUCGCAACGUCAAUUUCAAGAGAUUCGACUACGAAGUUGGCACCAGUGUCCUCGGAUGGGCCUUCCACUAUUUCCCCUUCUAUCUCAUGGCCCGGCAGCUCUUUCUCCAUCAUUAUCUUCCAGCGCUUUACUUUGCCAUAAUCACCUUAUGCCAAGAAUUUGACUUCUUUGCUAAUCGUAUCCAAUCUCUUGGUCUACCAUCCAAACCCGCCAUUGGCAAGGCGUUGGCUGGGAUUUUCUUGGCUAUGAGCAUCUUUACCUUCACUCUCUACUCUCCUUUGGUCUAUGGCAAUCCCUGGACCCAAGAUGCUUGCCGCAAGGUGAAACUUUUGGAUACCUGGGACUUUGACUGCAACACUUUCCAUACUGACCUUGGCCAAUAUGUGACUCGCUUUUCAAGCACCAAUGGCGCUGUACCAACUGCGCAGGCUGCUCCUUCUGAGGCUCCUGUAGCCCCCCCACCGCAGCAAAACGAACGAGUACUUCAGGAAGAAGUGCAGGACGCUAGUGUCACCCCGGAGCCUGAGCCCCGCCGUGCUAAGGCGCGGGUUGAAUACCGUGAUCAAGAUGGUAAUGUUCUGGACGAGGCUCUUGUCGCUGCCUUAGCAAAGGAGGGCAAAGUAUCCUUUGAGACACGCCAUGAGACUCGGACCCUGCUGGCAAAUGGCCAUGAGGUCGAGAUGGUCAAUGGUCAAGUUGCCCCACCGCACCCGGACGUUGAAGGUCAGAAUCCUGAGACACUUGGGAAACAGGAACAACAGGCUGUAGAUGAUGGCCCGGCCUCGGCCACUGGAGGAAGCUCUGUGGGGGAGCCAAAUUCUCCCGAAGCAAAACCCGCCAGCGAAGGGAACGAGGCGACCAACUAACCUGCUAGGAGAACAGAAUCGAGUAAUCUUUGGUUUUGCAUCCUCCUGCUGCGAAAUUUUUCUUUUAUGUUGCUUUAACACAUGUCAAUCUUGGCAAUCCUCUUCUCCUGUACUUCCUUUCCGAAGACUAAUUUUUUUUACUUCCUUUGAUCUAACGAAAUGCGACCUUGUACAUGACUACUUUCCACUGGGUCUGUGCCCUACCGUAUAUCAUUUACACCCCAGAAGCCCCUGAUUGUAAUGCAAUAAAAGCAAUCUCCAAUUGAUUCCUCAAAAUGUACGAUGCACAACGCUUCUCUACUCUUCAAAGCGAUUUUAGUAUACAGCGACCGGUGCCUCUCAACCUUUACC
Aspergillus alliaceus is the source of this 3304-nucleotide messenger RNA. RefSeq names its product protein mannosyltransferase 1 (gene pmt1). The record is from RefSeq and is a predicted model, not a curated record. Gene Ontology annotation, molecular function: dolichyl-phosphate-mannose-protein mannosyltransferase activity. The transcript has 5 exons. Lineage: Eukaryota; Fungi; Ascomycota; Eurotiomycetes; Eurotiales; Aspergillaceae. The coding region runs from base 161 to 2953 and encodes 930 amino acids. Gene Ontology annotation, cellular component: membrane; endoplasmic reticulum. Gene Ontology annotation, biological process: protein O-linked glycosylation via mannose.